UGUGUCUUAACUUCGGAAUGGCUUGCACCAAAUCAAUAACAUAAAUAACAUCAAAACGCAGACAAACCUUCGAUCGUCAAACAAAUUGGGGCCAAAAGAAACACUUCCAAACGUCAAACCCUAUCAAUCAGAUGGAACGAUGUUGUGGAAAUUAGGGUUUGAAGUUUCAGAUUGAAAAUGGUGAAUUUUCUCAUCUGAGGUUUUCUGCAAAAUUCAAGGUUCUGACAAGUGAGAGGAACUUCGAAGAUAAAAUGGUGCCAAAUCAAAAUUUUACUCGAAUUGACACAUUAGAGCUAAAAGCUCUUAUUGUUCGAAGGAUUGGCCGCCAGAAAGCAGAAAAGUACUUUGAUCAGCUGAAAAGAUUAUUUAGUUUGAAGCUUAGUAAGCGUGAGUUUGAUAAGUUUUGCCUCUGGACGAUUGGAAGAGAGAAUAUCCCUCUUCACAAUCGACUAAUUGGUUCCAUUCUUAAGAAUGCUUGCCUCUCCAAAGUUCCUCCAUUGAAAGGUAGAAAUGUGGGUGUGCCCAAAGAUGUUAAAGUUGCUAAUGGGUAUCAGAGAAACUGUCUGCAGUCACUCUAUGGAGACGCAUUUCCUCCAUCCCCUCGCAAGGGCAGGUCUCAAGUCAAUCGGGAUCGCAGGUUUCGGGACCGCCUGAGUCCUCUUGGGCCAUUAGGAAAGCCCCAAAGUGUUGCAUGUGAGGAAUUGGCUUCCAAGGCACAAGAGCAGCAAAGUGCUACUGAAUUGCUUUCUCUUGGUAGCAGACCUCCAGGUGAGGUGGUUUCCGUGGAAGAUGGGGAAGAAGUUGAACAAUUGGCCGGGAGCCCAAGCGUCCAAAGUAGAAGCCCAGUUAGAGCUCCUUUUGGAAUUUCUAUGAACAUGGGUGGUCGUAAGUCUCUGUGUAAUGGAUCUAUCUGCAAUUAUCAUCCCGAAACCUGUCAUAACAGCGGUGAGCUACCUGAUACUGGAUCUCUCAGGAGUCAUUUGGAGCGGAAGUUGGAGAUGGAGGGCUUUGGUGUCUCGAUGGACUGUGUUAACCUGUUGAAUAAUUCAUUGGAUGUGUUUCUGAAGAGAUUAAUUGAGCCUUGUCUGCAAUUAGUGGGAUCCAGAUGUGGCAAUGAGCACUUGAGACAACUAAAUGCCCAAACCUUGCCUGGUAUGAAUAGGAUUUUACCUGGAAGAUAUAUUCAGAAGUCGAGAAAACCCAAAUAUGCAUCCGUGUUGGAUUUUCGUGUUGCAAUGGAGUUGAAUCCCCAGAUUCUUGGAGAAGAUUGGCCUAUACAACUUGAGAAGAUUUGCUUGCAUGCUUCUGAAGAAUGAACAAAACUUAAUAUCUGUGAUUCAUCAGAUGAUGAGAUCAUGAAAAAUUAGUUUGAGAGCACAUUAAAUUGGCGACUUAGUGUUUUUAGGCAAAUAUUCACUCAAGUGAAUUUCAACCUCGCUGGUAUGCAAAUUCUACAAGCAUUUUCAAAGGGAAUAAAUUGUUAAUGCUGUGGGAAGCUUCAAUCCAGUUAGGUGGGAUGCAUUUAAAUGUUAGUGCUGGUGGGAAAGGGGCCCUGUCUAUACAGUAAAAUGUAAACAUCUGAAUACAAUUAAGAACCUCACUGUUUCAAGAGUUCAAAACCAUUCUUCAAUUGAUAUCUGUUUCUGUUAGUUGCUGAAUUUUGCUGUGAAAUAAAAGAUUAUUUAGUUUCAGAUUGGCUACAAUCAA
This is a messenger RNA of Vitis vinifera (wine grape), 1707 nucleotides long. RefSeq lists its product as uncharacterized. The coding region runs from base 252 to 1316 and encodes 354 amino acids. The record is from RefSeq and is a predicted model, not a curated record. Lineage: Eukaryota; Viridiplantae; Streptophyta; Magnoliopsida; Vitales; Vitaceae. Gene Ontology annotation, biological process: regulation of transcription by RNA polymerase II. Gene Ontology annotation, molecular function: transcription coactivator activity. The transcript is spliced from 2 exons. Gene Ontology annotation, cellular component: SAGA complex.